Messenger RNA from Lachancea thermotolerans CBS 6340, 984 nucleotides. RefSeq names its product coproporphyrinogen oxidase (gene HEM13). Gene Ontology annotation, molecular function: coproporphyrinogen oxidase activity. Lineage: Eukaryota; Fungi; Ascomycota; Saccharomycetes; Saccharomycetales; Saccharomycetaceae. Gene Ontology annotation, cellular component: cytoplasm; mitochondrial intermembrane space. The record is from RefSeq and is a predicted model, not a curated record. The transcript has a single exon. Bases 1 to 984 code for a protein of 327 amino acids.
AUGCCCGCCCCAGAGGAUCCCACCCACUUGCCCAUCCGUAAGCAGAUGGAAGAGCUCAUCCGCCGCAAGCAGCGCGAGAUCACCCAGGGCCUCGAGACCCUCGACACCGUCAAGUUCACGCCCGAUUCGUGGACCCGCGGCAACGACGGCGGCGGCGGCACCUCCAUGGUCCUGCAGAACGGCACCACCUUCGAGAAGGGCGGUGUCAACGUCUCUGUCGUCUACGGCCAGCUCUCGCCCGCGGCCAUCUCCGCCAUGAAACACGACCACAAGAACCUCAAGCUGCCCGAGGACCCGGCCACCGGCCUGCCCAACACGGAAGGCGUCAAGUUCUUCGCCUGCGGCCUCAGCAUGGUCAUCCACCCCUCCAACCCUCACGCCCCCACCACCCACCUCAACUACCGCUACUUCGAGACCUGGAACCCCGACGGCACUCCGCAGACCUGGUGGUUCGGCGGUGGCGCCGACCUCACCCCCUCCUAUCUUUACGAAGACGACGCCCGCCUCUUCCACGAGAUGCACAAGAAGGCCCUCGACAAGCACGACGCCGCCCUCUACCCUCGCUACAAGAAGUGGUGCGACGAGUACUUCUUUAUCAAGCACAGAAACGAGACCCGUGGUAUCGGCGGCAUCUUCUUCGACGACAUGGACGACCGCGACCCCCAGGAGAUCCUGUCCAUCGUCGAGGACUGCUUCGACGCCUUCCUGCCCUCCUACCUGCCCAUCAUCGCCCGCAGAAAGGACAUGCCUUUCACCGAGGAGGAGAAGCAGUGGCAACUAAUCCGCCGCGGCCGCUAUGUCGAGUUCAACCUGGUGUUGGACAGAGGCACCCAGUUCGGCCUGCGCACCCCGGGCUCCCGCACGGAGUCCAUCCUAAUGAGUCUGCCCGUGACCGCGUGCUGGUUCUACGAUCACCACCCAGAGCCCGGCUCCCGCGAGGACAAGCUCUUGAAGGUGCUGGAAAACCCGGUGGACUGGGUCUAA